AUGUCUUCCGCAUACCGCCACGAAUACCUCGAACCACCCCACGCCCGCCGUCCAUUCCUUCAUACAGACGUUGACAUCUCGUCGAACACCGCGCUCUCUACCACCGCUGUAGGCUCCUCACCCGAGGGCACAGUCUACAAUAAUUCAUCCGACCAGCUUCUCAGCCAGGGAGGAAAUAGACUUCCACCUCCCCAACGGGCGGUUGAAAUCCCACCUGGUGAGAUCGAUUUAAUCCCGCCUCUGAGGACAGGCGCAUAUUCCGUUUCGCCUGAUAGUGAACGGUCUGUCAGUGGUGGCGUUACCGGGGCUGGUUUAGGUACCUUUGGAUCAAGGAAUCAAGCAGGAGCAAGUGGUGGUGGACUCGAAGGGGAAGAAAGAGAGUCUGAUAUAUUAGAAACCGACGAGAAAGCUAGUUUAUUUACACGAUUUACACGGCGCUGGAGGAAUCCUGUGCUGGUAGCGAUUAUAAUUAUGUUACUUAUUGGGCUGAUAUUGGGAUUGGCCAUUGGUCUGACGAAGGGACAGUCGAAGGGAGGGAAUAAUAAGAUCAUAGUGAAGAGUCGGCCAUAUUAUCCGUCACCGAGAGGAGGAUGGGUGCCAUCAUGGCAGGAUGCCUACGAACAGGCUGCAAAACUAGUGAGGGAUAUGGAUGUCCCCGAGAAGGUCAACUUGACAACAGGAGUGGGGUGGAGCAUGGGCCCCUGUGUCGGUAAUACCGGGUCGACAAAGCGUAUUGGAAGUCUUUGCCUUCAAGAUGGGCCGGCUGGUAUCCGUUUCGCAGACGACAUCACCGCCUUCCCAGCUGGUGUUACAGUCGCAGCUACCUGGUCGAAAUAUCACAUGUACGCCCGUGGCAAAGCACUCGGCGCCGAAGCCCGUGCGAAGGGUGUAAAUGUCAUCUUAGGACCUUGCCUGGGCCCCCUUGGAAGAUUCCCCGUCGGCGGUAGAAACUGGGAAGGUUUUGGCUCCGAUCCUUAUCUACAAGGUGUCGCAUCAGGUAUUACGAUUGAAGCGAUACAAAGCGAAGGAGUCAUUGCGACCGCAAAACAUUACAUUGGAAACGAACAAGAAAGAUUUCGACAAGUCCCCGAAGCACACGGACAGGGAUGGCCGAAUGUUACCGAAGCACUCAGUUCAAAUAUCGGAGACAGGACACUGCACGAGUUAUAUCUCUGGCCCUUUGCAGAAGCAGUCCAUGCAGGAGUCGGUGCGAUCAUGUGUUCCUACAACCAAGUCAAUAACUCCUACGCCUGCCAGAACAGCUACCUGCUAAAUAAUGUAUUGAAAGAUGAACUUGGAUUUCAAGGAUUUGUCAUGAGUGAUUGGUUGGCACAUCACAGUGGAGUCGCAAGCGCUUUGGCAGGUAUGGACAUGAGCAUGCCUGGCGACGCCAAAUCCUUUUUGGAUGGUGAAACAUACUGGGGCAGCUUCCUUACCGAGUCCGUGGUCAACAAGACGCUUCCGAUCGAGCGACUAGACGAUAUGGCACUGAGAAUUGUGGCGACAUGGAUUAAGAUGGGUCAGCAUAAAGAUUUCCCCGAUGUCUCUUUCUCCAGCUGGACAAAGCUCCGAGAUGGAUUUGUUUACCAAGGAACCUUUUCGGGUCCUAUGGAUGUCGUCAAUGACUUCGUGGACGUCAGACAGAACCACUCGGUUAUCGCGCAGGAGAUUGCAGCAGAAGGCAUCGUUCUUCUGAAGAACUUAAACAACUCUGCGCUCCCAAUGAAUGACAAGAAACUGCCUAGAGCAAUCAUGAUAUUUGGAUCAGAUGCUGGACCAAGCCCUAACGGCCCGAACGGGUGUAUCGAUCGAGGGUGCAACCAAGGAACUCUCGGACAAGGCUGGGGUUCCGGAUCAGUCGACUACGGCUACCAGAUCACACCGCUCGAAGCCAUACAAGCACGCCUGCUAGGUCGACGAGGGAAGAAGCCACUCGUCGAAUAUUCGCUUGACGAUCAGGACCUCGGUCGAGCUUCGAGACUCGCAGAGACACCUGGAGCCAAGUGUUUCGUCUUCGUAUCUUCAGACUCUGGAGAAGCAUAUCUUUCCUCGGAAGGGCACUUGGGCGACCGAAAUGACCUCAACCUCUGGCACGGCGGUGACGACUUGAUCAAAACCGUCGCGGCGAAAUGUAACGAUACGGUCGUCGUAGUCCACAGUGUUGGCGCCGUCGUUAUGGAAGAAUGGAUCAAUAACCCAAAUGUCACAGCGGUUCUAAUGGCCCACCUUCCCGCCUCCGAAUCCGGCUCUUCACUUGUCAAUGUCCUCUGGGGCGACGUCCCACCAUCUGGCCAUCUACCUUACACCAUCGGCAAGUCUCUCGAAGAUUAUGGCCCUUAUGGUGAUAUCCUUCGCCAACCCAAUGGUCCUAUUCCGCAGGAUGACUUCAAAGACGGACUUGACAUUGACUACCGCUACUUCGACGCAAAUGGUAUCGAACCACGUUUUGAAUUCGGUUUCGGGCUCAGCUAUACCGAAUUCGAAUACGGAAACCUUACAAUCCAAAAAGUCUACCAAGGAAAUCUAUCAUCAGAGCUCCCUCCUCCACCGGACAGAAUACCCGUUCCAAAAAUGAACACCAAAGUCCCAACUCCUCAAGAAGUCAUAUUCCCAGAAGGAUUUAAUCGACUAAGAAACUAUCAUUAUCCAUGGUUAACCCGUACUCAAGCCUCGGCUGUCGAAGGUCUGUUGGGAUCUGACAAUAAAACCGAAUACCCAUACCCAGAAGGAUGGAACGCAGAACCACGUCCCAACCCACCACCAGGUGGCGGAGGUGAAGGCGGUCACCCGGCUCUUUACGAUGUUCUAUUCCACGUUGACAUCGAUGUCAAGAAUAUCGGAAAGAAACCCGGAAAGACGGUACCCCAACUCUACGUCACUUUCCCAGAUGGGGUCGGGGUAUACACACCCUUCAGACAGCUCAGAGGGUUUGAGAAAAUAGGUGUCGGCCCAGGUGAGAGUGUGACUGUUGGGUUUGAUAUUAGGAGGAAGGAUCUGAGCGUUUGGGAUGAAGUCAGUGGGAAGGGGUGGUAUAUCCCUUCUGCUAAGGGGAAAGCCGUUGGGGAAGGGUAUACUAUUUGGGUUGGGCAGAGUAGUAGAAGAGGAGGGAUUGAGGGGAAGACAACAGAGUAA
This is a messenger RNA of Orbilia oligospora ATCC 24927, 3132 nucleotides long. RefSeq lists its product as uncharacterized. The record is from RefSeq and is a predicted model, not a curated record. Lineage: Eukaryota; Fungi; Ascomycota; Orbiliomycetes; Orbiliales; Orbiliaceae. Gene Ontology annotation, biological process: glucan catabolic process. Bases 1 to 3132 code for a protein of 1043 amino acids. The transcript is spliced from 2 exons. Gene Ontology annotation, molecular function: beta-glucosidase activity.